ACGCCCCUCGCCGUCAGCUCUCCGCCUCUGUCUCAGCUGGCAGUGGUUCCUCAGUGGCCAACUUUAGCCUUAUGUUUUAGCCAUGUUUCUCCCAGUUUCCUCUCUUUAACAUUGUCUUCGUGUUGACUGACAGCCGGACUAACUCCUCUAGGACUUUGUGGUUUUCCUCUCAGCCGGACUUUGUCACCUCGCUCCACCUCAGCUAACGAGGGAGCUUCCUCUCGUGGCUAGCUUACAGCUGUUUAGCUCUCAGGAUAAAACGUCGCUGUGAAGAAGACAAGCAGGCAGACAGCUUCUAUGACCUACAACUGUCUGCCCCGUUCAGAGGAUGUAUCCACCUUCAAGAAAGGACUUCAUCUCUCUGACACUCAGUGAUCCACACAGUCACUCCUACAACAAUGGCAAACACCGGAGACAGUCCUGCUGGAGGAAAUGGAAGCAGCUGUCUCGGCUCCAGCGAAGCCUCAUCCUGUUCCUGCUGGCCCUGCUGCUCAUAUUUGGACUGCUAUCUUAUCCCAGUCUGGCAGAGCAGUGGAGAGGAUUGCCUGACAGGGAUGACUGGCUGGAGCUGAAUGACAGAGAGCUGAAGGCUGCUCCUCCAGGUGUGAAGCCUGUGUUGGGUGAAGAUGCAGAUAAAGCUCCGGCUCCUGUGGCAGGGCCACAUGUGGGGCCAGCUCUCGGGCCAGCUCUUGGUCCAGAUCUUGGGCCAGCUCUCGGGCCAGCUCUUGGUCCAGCUCUCGGGCCAGCUCUUGGUCCAGAUCUUGGGCCAGCUCUCGGGCCAGAUGCAGGUCCAGUUGUUCUUCCAGAUGCUGUGCUGGAGCCCAAAGGACCAAAUGUGCCCAUUUUGCCUAAACCUCCCCUCAAGAAAAAGCCUUUCCCAAUCAAGCGAGGUCCACCAAUCCUGCAGAAAGAUGGAAAUAUGUCAGACACAGUGGGUGGAGAAAAGAAAGAGCAAGAGGUGGCUCAAGAUGAAGGAGAGGAGGAAGACAAGGAAAAGAAAAUCAUCAGCUGGAGAGGAGCAAUGAUUGAAGCAGACCAGGCCUCUGAACCUCCACCCUCACCCAAUGAGAAAGAGGCUGCAGCACCUCCAGCCCCAGCCGACCCUGCUGACCCUGUCCCACUAGAAGUUUCAACUGGGAUAGUGGACAGAGUGGAGGCGGUACGGGCCGCCUUCAGACAUGCAUGGAAAGGUUAUAAGAGCUACGCCUGGGGUCACGAUGAGCUCAAGCCCAUCUCCAAAUCCUUUGGCGAGUGGUUCGGUCUGGGAUUGACUCUCAUUGAUUCCCUGGACACCAUGUGGAUUUUGGGUCUGAAAGAAGAGUUUGCAGAAGCGAGAAACUGGGUGGAGAAUGAUCUCACCUUCAACAAGAACGUGGACGUGAAUCUUUUUGAGACAACCAUUCGUGUCCUCGGAGGUCUGCUGAGCACUUACCAUCUGACAGGAGACCAACUCUUCUUUGAGAAAGCUAAAGAUCUCGGGUCCAGGUUGAUGCCUGCCUUCAAAACCCCCUCAAAGAUCCCGUUCUCAGAUGUCAACAUUGGAAGGGGAACGGCUCACCCCCCUCGAUGGACAUCAGACAGCACUUUGGCUGAGGUCACGAGCAUUCAGCUGGAGUUCAGAGAGCUGAGCCGCAUCACCCAGGACCCGCUGUACCAGGAUGUUGCAAACGAGGUGAUGAGGCUGGUCCACAAGCUUCCAGGCAAACACGAUGGCCUGGUGCCGAUGUUCAUCAACACCAACAGUGGCCAGUUCACCCACAAAGGGAUCUUCACACUCGGAGCCAGAGCAGACAGCUACUACGAAUACCUGCUCAAACAGUGGAUCCAGGGAGGCAAGACGGAAGACGACCUGUUGGAGGACUACCUCCAGGCCAUAGAAGGAGUGAGGAAACACCUUGUGAGACAGACGGGGCCCCACAGUUUGACCUUUGUUGGAGAGCUGAACCACAACCGCUUCAACCCUAAGAUGGACCACCUCGUGUGCUUCCUGCCAGGGACCUUGGCGCUGGGAGCUCACAACGGCCUCCCGGGGGACCACAUGGAUCUGGCCGUGCAGCUGAUGGAGACGUGUCAUCAGAUGUACAAACAGAUGGAGACCGGACUGAGCCCGGAGAUCGCACACUUCAGUCUGCAGCCCAGUGACGGACGUGAUGUCAUUGUUAAGCCUGCAGACAGACACAACCUGUUGAGACCAGAGACCGUGGAGAGUCUGUUCUACAUGUACAGAUUCACCAAAGACACCAAGUACAGAGACUGGGGAUGGGACAUCAUGCAGAGCUUCAAUAGAUACACUAAGGUGCCUGAUGGUGGCUACACGUCCAUCAGCAACGUCCGAGACCCCACCAACCCCGGACCCCGAGACAAGAUGGAGAGUUUCUUCCUUGGAGAGACCCUGAAGUACAUGUACCUGCUCUUCUCUGAUGACCUGGACCAGCUCAGUCUAGACAAGUACAUUUUCAACACAGAGGCCCAUCCUCUCCCUAUAUGGCCCACUCCACCCAAGUGACAUUCUCUAUUCCAGAAGCUGUGUGUAAAGAUCACUGAGUCCUUAAUGAGUCAAAGGCUUUUACUGGCCCUCAUUCUGGAUCCACGUGCAACAACCGUCCUAGCUGGACUGCCGUACGAGCAGAGAAGCCGAUCUGUGCUGUCUACCUGUGCCGUGAUGUUUCUACAUGGUGAUUAUUUUCUUCAUUUUUUUCCAUGUUCUUAAUUUUUCCUAAGGAAAAUGUUUCUGUAAGAGCUGGUCUCCAAUGUAAAAUACACUUUUUAAAGAUCUGGUCUGACGAGCAGCAGACUGGAGAGGAGAUACAGGGAGGGUUCUACUCUGUGGGUGGCUGGGUUGGUUCUUGUAUUUAUGUUUAUGGAAACAACAACAAUGUCACAACAACAAACAACAGUCGCCCGUCACGGCUGGGGUAACCGUGGUAAAGAUACUUUAAAUUAAUUCAGAUGAUUCAGCGAUGCGUUUGGUGCAGGAAUCAAUAAUGGAAAUCUAUGGAGCAUGUGAAGCUAAUUUUAUAUCUGAACUGAUUGCUCUGGUGGAGGGAUCACACACUAUUUGUAAAAGUCUUAGCUAUGGCGACACCCUCUGCACCUGCUUGUGCACUGAAGUGAUAAAAAAGACGACAUAUUUGAUAAUCAGAUAAUUUCAGGACGUCUGUUUUGUCCCAGCCGGAGUGUGAAGAAGCGGAGGGUGAUGUGAAGUCGAGGGACGGAUUCAGCUCUGAAGCAGCUGCCUCGUUCAAAGGGAAAUGAAGAGUUCCUUAAAUCUCUUCUGCACAUCUCAAUGAAGACUUGGGACUUAAACCCUAAUCCAGAGUGUACACAAACAUAAUGAUUUAAGACAUUGUUGGUGAAGUUUAACGCACUUAAGUUCUGCAGUUUCACAGAUGAAGGUUAUGUUCUUUUGAAAUCCAGUCUGUGAUGCUUAUUGUCACAGACAUUGCUGAGUUAUCUUUCCAUGAAGUGCAGCAGUGACAGAAGUCAAGUAGUUCAUGUCCCAGUUUGAAGGCAAAGGAUAAGAGUCUGAGUCAGUUAGUCCUGGAUGAUGAUUUCUUUUUGUCCAGGUUGUUCACAGAAAGCAUUGUUUCAGUGAUGAAUGUAUACUUCUGUUGUGUCACAUUAUUUGAACAUGUUUCAGUGAGUGAGUUAACAUUCACUUUACUCGCCAACAUUUAAUUUUUGCACUUGUUUGACUUCACAUGAAGAGAAAGUAACUAAAGCUGCAGCUCAGACUUUAAAGGGAAACUCCAUCAAUUUCAAACAAUUGUGUGUGUAAAUGUUUUCUACAUAAUACACAUGCUUUCAUUCUCUCUGCUUUCACGUGCAAGAACUGAAGUUGAGUUAUUGUCUUCACUUGAAGGAGUUUGAGUCAUUGCUGUUUAGCGAUCCCUGACAACUUGAAGGAUGUAUACAGUUACGUCUUCUUCUACUUAUUCCAUCACUUCCUGUUCUUCCGCCCGAAAGGCUCCGUGUGUUUGGAUCAUCUUUACUACAAAACCAGACCGUCAUCAUUUCCUCAAUGAACUUCUGUCUAACAGAGAGCCAUAUACUGACUGACCCACAUCAUUGAAUGUGCACUACAUUUGCCAAUGCUCUGCCGUGCCUAUUUAACUGUGUUGUGCUACAGUUGUUUGGUUCUGUUCUUUUAACUGCUGCUGUAUCAGUGGUGUCUGUUUGUGAAGUGAGUGGAAGUAAGAUUUAAGAGGUUUAUUUUAAUAUGGAUGACUGACAAAUCACUUUGGUUGUAAAUAUUUUGGGUCAGUUGUUUCUAACUUGUCUCCUGAAUCAAACCUUCUGGUCUUAAUAUCCUUUGCCAUCAUGUCAGAGAGUUCUGUCAUAAACAGGAUGGUUUUUUUAUUUUUACUUUUCUCCUUAAACCCUUUUUUAACUUGAAAUUUCAUCAAACAUGAGCUUCAUGGCAGCACUAAAUGAAAUGUCAGGGAGUGGAUCAGAAAAGUGAUGAAGUUUCAUCCUCUGGAGAUCGUUGUACACAAUUUCAUGGCAAUCCAUCUGAUGGUUGUUGUAAUAUUUUAGACAGACAUUUGGUUCUGGCUCUGUCCAAAAUAUCACAAUCUUGUGAUGCUGAAGUUCAGUCCUGUAUGUCACACAUUUAACGAGAUGGAUCUCUGACAACUGAGAUUUUUUCUCCAUCUCUUUUGCUCCAUAAUGCAUGUCCAAAAUUGAAUUUCCUAAUUAGAAGAUUCAUUUAAAGGAAGCCUGACAUUGAUGUGAAGGGAACAUCUGUAAGACAACCUGAAAUUGGCCCAUUUAGGAUAUUUCACGGUUUAUUAAACCAUAUUAACGCCUGGUUCAUCAUUAGGAAUGAUGAUUAAAUGAGGGAUUUAUUUCAGUGCUGUGUUAAGAAGGUGGAAGAAGACAUGCAUUUGAUAUGUUUCUCUAUUAACCUUCAGUGUUAAUGCGAACACUUUCGACAGAUUUCAUCUUUGAAGCAAGAGUUAGAGCUCUCAUUCUCCUGUCGUCUGAUGGGGAUGACUUUAGGGACUUUCAGAGAAACACGUUUUCUAAUAUCAAGGAAAAGGCUAAGAAGAAACUACAGCUGCUUUCUUAGACAUGCUUGUUAAAAACUAAAGCCAUCCAAAGAAAUGGUGAGAAACCAAGCUGGCAGACAUCAGCUUUACCUCUAAACCUUUUGAAUUCAGUCCUCUCCCUACUUUAAAGGUCAAAUCUGCAAAAAAAAGAUGAUGUUUUUUGUCCAUACUUUUCUUCACUAGGAACAAAACUAAUGAAGUAACACGAUCAACUAUGUGUUUAUUCUUCUCAAUACUUUCACUUACCUGGCCUGUUCGAACUUCUCACUCAGUAAAUGCUUUUGAUUCUGACUAAACACACGCUUCAUUUUACAGGAAGGCCUUAACUCUGCUGUGGAAGAGGAUUAGUGCCACAAAAAAGGGAGGUUAAGCCAUUAACAAUUAUUUUUCCUGACAUAAUUUUUUUUUAGAAAUCUACAUAUUUUCUCAUCAGUCUGACUUUAAAGUUAGAAUUUGCUGGGGGUUUUUUCUUCCUUUUUUUCUGGACCAUUCUCCCAAAAUAAAUGUUAAAUUAAGGUUAAAUUAUAUUUAAAUUAUUAUUAUUAUGAGAAAAAAGUCAUAUUCUGACUUUAAUCUCACAAUUCUGACUUUAAUCUCAGAACUCUCACUUUAAUCUCACAAUUCUGACUUUUCUCAGAACAAUAAUAAUUAUAUUGAAAAAAAUUGGACCUUAAUUGAAUUUUUUUCAGUGGCCCUAAUCCUCUUCUGUACUCUUCGGUACUCACUGACUUAACAGCUGGGCUCUGUUGCUUUUAGAAGACGUCUCUAUCAAUAAAGGAACCAGUAGAUUUGUUAGGGAGGCUUUGCAGGGGUGGAUCUUUCCAUGUUGUGUGUGUUAAUGAGUGUGUGAUGCAGUGGAACAGUUCAUGUUGGAAUGAGGUGAGAUAAAAUAAAGAGUGUGUGUUCAUGCCGAUGAAGGGACACGUCGGCCAGAGUUGAACUGCUGCUGUUUGGAGACGUAUCAGGGUUUUUAGUGGACUUGUGAUAUUUGAUAUUGAUGAAAAUAUUGUGGUUGUAUAACUCAAAGUUUACUAAUGUAAUCUCCUAAAAUGCAUUAUUUAUGAUUCAAGUGGACAGAUUUUUAUUUUCUGAGGGGCUUUGAAAAAAAAACACUUAACAUAAUCUUCGAAGAUCUGUAUCCACAGAGAGAUUUAAGAGUUUUCACGUUAAAAUACAAACAACAUUUUAUAACAGACUCUGUUCCAUCCAACAAUACUGACACACAGACAGAGAGUGCAGUCCCCGUCACUGACUCAUACUUUCAUUAUUUAUUUUCCUCUUUUAUUUUUGGCUGAAAUCAGUGUUUGUGUCAGAGAGUCAUGAACAAUAUUGUGUGUUAUGAGGCUGAUGCUAACAGAGGAGAUAAAUGAAUAGAGAGGACUCAUUAGGCUUCUCUCUGAGCUCUAAUGGAAGCUCAUAAAUUCACUGCUCUGUUUUUUUGUCAUUAUUUCCCAUUGCUGCCUUACUAUUGAUUUUUUUAAGGAAAUUGUGAAAUGUUAUCCCUUUUUCUAAUUUUUAGAAUUGUUCAAGUAAUACAUUGGGAUUAUUGAGGUCGUAUAAGAGAAAUAAUGCUUGGUAGUUCAAAGUUGUUUGAAACAAACAGAGGUAGCAGGGUUUUUAAGUAAGGUAUCUGUCUUGCUACAAACCUUUUUAACUUUCUCUUCAUGGGCUUAUUAGCCAAAUGAUGAAAUAUAACUAUUAGUGUGAUUUGUAUUCAAUCAAAGCCAUAGCAAAAAACAACUCAACUCCUGAACAUGGAGGCCAACAAAAAUCAGUGUCUUUCCUGCAGAGGAUCCAGCUUCAGCGACUGUGACCCCGUGUCAGGGGCCAAAGACACGGAUCAAUACUGAUUUUGCUGGUUUGAUCGAUUCAUUGAGCCAGAAGCAAAAACACAUCUUGAUGCAGCAAGUCCCACGUCAAUAAGUCAUCAUGACAUGCAAAGUAUUUAUUUAAAUUAGGAUACUUAAUGUUUCUCAUUUUAAUGCAAACUCGUGAUUUCAGCCUCAGAAGCUUGAGCACAAAGCAUUUCAUGGUUUAGUGUUUGUAACAUGUUGUCUUAUCUGUCAUGAUGUUCACUGUACAGGUGACUCAGAGAACACUUUGUAACACAAGUUGUGGCUUAUUGCAAUAUUCACCAAUUCAACUUUCUUCCUGCAAACACAGUUUUUAAAUAAAGCUUUUCAAUGAAUAUUUUGGACUUCA
Messenger RNA from Notolabrus celidotus (New Zealand spotty), 7253 nucleotides. It is a transcript of the gene man1b1a, whose product is annotated as mannosidase, alpha, class 1B, member 1a. The transcript has 14 exons. Gene Ontology annotation, biological process: carbohydrate metabolic process; N-glycan processing. Gene Ontology annotation, cellular component: membrane; endoplasmic reticulum. Lineage: Eukaryota; Metazoa; Chordata; Actinopteri; Labriformes; Labridae. The record is from RefSeq and is a predicted model, not a curated record. The coding region runs from base 329 to 2506 and encodes 725 amino acids. Gene Ontology annotation, molecular function: calcium ion binding; mannosyl-oligosaccharide 1,2-alpha-mannosidase activity.